Entamoeba invadens IP1 is the source of this 2022-nucleotide messenger RNA. RefSeq lists its product as hypothetical. Gene Ontology annotation, molecular function: ubiquitin binding. Lineage: Eukaryota; Evosea; Mastigamoebida; Endamoebidae. The record is from RefSeq and is a predicted model, not a curated record. Gene Ontology annotation, biological process: protein transport; endosome to lysosome transport; protein modification process. Gene Ontology annotation, cellular component: ESCRT I complex. The transcript has a single exon. The coding region runs from base 1 to 2022 and encodes 673 amino acids.
AUGAACGAAUUAAAAAACACCUUCAACCCAAUAUUGCGAUUUUAUCAGGACGCGGACUUUGUCGAACUAGAGGUGAAAAGAAUCUUGUCGAAGUACCCGAAGUUCAAAGCAUCAGUGAUGAACUCAAGACUGACUUCAAAACAACAACUCACACUCAGUGGAUUUCUCCCUAUUAAUUACAAUGGAAAGGCAUUUGGUAUUCCUCUGACUAUUUCUUUCACUUUUGAAUACCCAAUUUCCGCUCCAGAAAUUCUUUGUGACAUCAAAGAAGGGAUGGAAAUUGUGAAGAACCACCGCGAGGUCGAUGAAAAUGGAAUUGUUAAACGAGUUGGGAAGGAAUGGAACCCAUCGAGCGACUUGUUGAUGGUCUUGGAAAGCUUGUCGAUCUCAUUCGGUGGAUCACCACCCGUAAGACAAAGUCCGAAAGGAGCUCGACCGGCUACACUUCCAAUGACUGCGUCGAUGAACGGAAUGACUUAUUCACAAUACAUGUUUAAUGGGAACAACCCGUAUAUGUCGCAAUACCAGAAACAAACCUAUCAAUCAAGAGAUACUCCUAUCAUCCCAGGUAACCCAAUGUCACAACAAACUCCUCAAAAACAACAAUACCCACAAAGCGCUCAAAGUUAUCAAGGUAUGAGCACUCAAUAUUCAAUGUAUCAACCAGGCAUGUCGCAAUAUUCAAGACAAGUUAAUCCUUAUGUUAUGCAACAAUAUCCACAACAACAACCGAUUCAACAACAACAAGAUAGACAACAAACUAAAUACUCUCCUUACGCUCAAAUGCCUCCAAUGCAAAAGCCUCAACAAUACCAAAGUAUGCAACAACAAUACGCCCAACAAACACAAGUACAACAACCACCAUCUCAAAGUACUCAAUUAAGUUCACAAACAAACCCUUACUAUGUCCAACCAAAGGCACAACAAGAACAACAAACUGUUCAAACACCACAAAAUGUACAGAGUCUGUAUGGUCAAAGACAAUACCCACCACAAUCUCAGUAUAUGCAACAAAACCCAUUUACUCAAACUCCUCAACAAUCACCUUAUUACACACAACCACAAGGUUCUCAAAUGCAAGGAACUACCACGCAGAACAUUCAAAACGCUCAACAAGAGUUGCAACAACAAAUUCAACAAGACCCACAAAUGGGACCAACAAAUUACUACACCCAACCAAAACAAGGCAUUCGCGAGGAAGUCGAUCCAAUUCAAAAAACAUCAGAGGGAUAUCCGAUGAUUGCCCAAAUGGCUGUUUCGAAGUCUCAACAACAACAAGAUGUUCAACAACACAACGAUUACAACGCUCAACAAAAUGUUCAAGAGGUGAAUCAAGAACAACAAGAACACCCCACACAACUUCAAGUUCAACAACAAACAGUAGUCGUAGAAACAACUCAGCCCCAGGUCGUUGUCGAGCAACCAGUUCAAGAGAAAGUUGAAGAGAACAAAGUUGAAACAUCGCCACAGCGGAUCAACUGUCCAGAUGGAUAUAACCCAGACAACGAGAAGACGAUAGUUGGGUUCAAGCAAUUACUCGAUAAGGGACUUAUCACACAAAUCGCAUUUGAGACGUUAGUUGAGAACUAUUUGAAUAGUAAAGAACACUUAAUGAUAAUACAAGAGUACAUUAAUCAGAAGGAAAAGGCCGAACAAGAGCAAAUUCGGAUUAAGAAGGAAAAGGAAGAGAAGGAGAAACAGCUGAAAGUCGAAGCGAAGAUCAAGGAAGUGAAGACUGAAAUCUUGUACGCAACGGAUUUUGUCGAUCAAACGAAAAACUGGAUCAACUCACACAAACAAGCAAAAGUCGUCCCACAGACAUUACUCACCAUAGACACCCCAGAGAAGGAAAUCAAACUAAAAACUCUUAAGGCUAAAAUAAAGGCAGAAGACGAUUUGAUCGACCAACUCGUCUCUGCUGUUUCAACUAAAAAUAUGACUCUGGAGGAUGUUCUCCCUAAGGUCAAUAACAUUAGUGCAGAACAUUUCAAAGAUAGAGUAGAGUUGGCUUCAUUCAAUUGA